Molecule: messenger RNA, 5634 nt
Organism: Heterotrigona itama
Lineage: Eukaryota; Metazoa; Arthropoda; Insecta; Hymenoptera; Apidae
Source: the annotation of a GenBank genome assembly
UUUGAAAUGAACUCUUCAACGAGACGAAACGAUUGAGGAACAGAUGUCGCUACAGGGGCGGUUCGUAGAUUCGCGGUGAGGUGUCCCUUCACUGUCAGAACGUGUUCGCCAUGUUCUGUUUACAGUACCGUGGUCGCGUCCAUCAUCGUCGUUAGGUACGGCUGUUCGUUUCCUCGCUUCCACCAGCUUCAGUAUUAUUAUGUCCCGCACGAUUCGCUGGUGAUGUCCGAAGGCGUGGCGCGUCCGCGUGUUCUCGUGAGCUACCUCGAAUCGUGACGAUUCGAUCUCGGAAUCUCGGCGGCCCGAAUUGAACGAUACGCAACGAUGUACACCCCGUGUUACGCGACGAUCUACUACGCUCUGGCGGUGGCCGUGCUCAGUGUCGACGCUUUCCACGCGAAGGAUCCGUUGGCGCAUCACGGUAGAUGCGAGCCGAUCACCAUCAAUCUGUGCAUGAAUAUCCCGUACAACGAGACUAUUAUGCCGAACCUGAUGAACCAUCAGAAGCAGGAGGACGCUGGCCAAGAGGUGCAUCAGUUCGCGCCGUUGGUGAAAAUGAAAUGCAGCCCCGAUCUACGUUUCUUCCUGUGCACGGUGUACGCGCCUGUCUGCACGAUCAUCGACAGGGCCAUACCACCGUGUCGUUCGUUGUGCGAGAGCGCUCGGGCCGGCUGCGAACGGCUGAUGAACAGCUUCGGCUUCGCCUGGCCAGACAAUCUCGAUUGUUCGAAAUUGCCGGAAAACGGCGGCCCCGAAUUGUGCGUGGGUCACAACGAGACCACGCCGCCGGAACCGUCACCACCGGUGUACCCGCCGCCGUUGAUGCCCGUGCCUGAGUUUCAACCGUCGUGGACCGGAGGGCCGAAACCGUACGGCAGCGGGUUCAUGCUCGGUGCCAGGGACUUUGGUUUCGUUUGCCCGAUGCAGUUCAAGGUCCCGCACGAGCUCGGUUAUUCGCUGAAGGUCGGCGAUAAAGUGGAGCCGAACUGCGGCGCACCGUGCGACGGGAUGUUCUUCACAGAGAGGGAACGACGAUUCUCGAGGAUCUGGGUCGGCACUUGGGCCUCCGUUUGCGCAGCUUCGUGUUUCUUCACCUUCUUGACGUUCCUCAUCGACACGGAUAGGUUCAGGUAUCCCGAAAGGCCAAUCAUAUUUUUGUCAGUAUGUUAUCUCAUGGUAGCAUUGGCAUACGUGAUUGGUUGGGCAGCUGGUAAUUCCAUUGCCUGUAGAGAGCCUUUCCCACCUCCUCUAGAUAUGAGAAUUCAAAUGGCAUCAACGAUAUCCCAAGGUACCAAGCAUGAACUAUGCACGGUACUAUUCAUGGUGCUUUAUUUUUUUGGAAUGGCAUCAAGUAUAUGGUGGGUCAUCCUAACGUUGACAUGGUUCCUAGCUGCUGGCUUGAAAUGGGGCCACGAAGCGAUAGAAGCUAAUUCCCAAUAUUUUCAUUUAGCGGCUUGGGCCGCUCCAGCAAUAAAAACCGUCACUAUUCUGGCAAUGGGAAAGGUCGAAGGAGACAUACUGUCUGGUGUUUGUUACGUGGGUCUUUGGAACGUCGAAGCGCUACGUGGAUUUGUUCUAGCACCAUUGUGCGUUUAUUUAAUUCUUGGAACUGUCUUCUUACUGGCUGGAUUUGUUUCUCUUUUUCGUAUACGUACCGUAAUGAAACACGACGGUACAAAGACUGACAAAUUAGAGAAACUAAUGAUACGCAUUGGCAUAUUCUCCGUAUUAUACAUAGUUCCUGCCUUGAUCGUCAUUGCUUGCUUGUUUUAUGAACAAGCAUAUUUUGAUCAAUGGAUGUUGACUUGGAACAUGGAGAUGUGUUCAAGGCCUGGACCGCAAUCUUUAUAUUCGAUGCCGUGCCCCGUCGGAGAGCGUACUCGCGAUGUUGGCAGACGACCAGAAUUCGAGGUUUUCAUGAUAAAGUAUUUAAUGGCUAUGAUUGUUGGUAUAACAAGUAGCUUUUGGGUAUGGUCAAGUAAAACGCUGACUAGUUGGCGACAAUUUUUCAAUCACAUACAAGGACGUCGUACUGAGGCGUAUGUUUAAAGACUUAACUAAUUUUACGCAACAAAAGUGGAAAAGUUUUGCCUUUCUAAACUGCCAGAUCUGAUUAUUGAAUAUCACGCUCAAAUAAUACCUAAUCAAACUAAAGCGUAAAAAUAUGCAUUCUAUUGUAUUUGACAAAAUUUUUCAAUUUAUAACGUCAUGUUACUAGACUUGAUUUAUUAGAAAGACAUUGAAAUAGCGAGAUAAGCAUUUUUAUAUUAUUUUUGUAUCUUAUCGGUGCAUCAUAAGGAUGACAAGAAUUACAAAUGUAGUACUGUGCCAAAAUAUUUUUUUAUCAGGAUUAUUGAAUGCUUUUUUAAGCUAUUUGUAUUUCCACGAAAGUUCCGCAAGAACUGUGCAAAAUGUUAGAUUUAACCAUUAACUAAUUUGCAAGUGUUAUUAGACGACCUUUGCAUAAUUUCCUUAAGUGAUAAAUUCUUCCUCUUUCCGAUUGAUAGAAAUCGCAAUUAAUCACAGCACAGCAACUCAUCGUUUAAGUUAUAAAUGCUCAAACUGUCUGUAGAAAAUGUGUUCAAUGUUUAUAAGUGUACUUCUCUAAUAUGCACAAAAAGCAAAGGUACUAUUGUGUGUCAUUGUAAUUUCAAACUUUCCAUCUUGGGUUUGAUCAAUAAAUCGAGAACAAUUACGCUUACUCUAAUCUCGCGAACAACUUUUGUAGUUUUACAAAACAAUAUGAGAAAUAUUUUACAACUAUUUUAAUUAAGAUGACCUGAGAAUAUAUUUAAAACUUGUUUAUUCUUAACACUGAAAAAUUUUGUUCAUUUUGUUCCUGAAUUUUUUGUUUUAAUGCGUUCAAAAAUAGCUUGCCUUUGCAGGAAAUAAUUAAGGCAAGUGCAUCUUCGAAGAGGAUACAAAAUAUCCAAAUUAUAGGACAUGUACUAUUCUAGGUUAACUGAAUUGUAUAUACACUUAUAUACGUUAAUUUUACUAUGUACUAUAAUAUAUUUUUUAAAAGUCAUGUACAUAUAUACAUGUUUGCCAAGCAAUUGGCAUUUUCGUAUGUUUCCUAUGCGUAAUCAAAUCUCGAACUGACUCGAUAGCUACGAGUCACGUCGAAAAUACUCAGUAAGGAUUUGCGGAUCAAGCGCAAUUAUUGUUCCAAUUAUAACUGAUUAAUUCGUCCAUUGAAAUUGCCGAGCUUUUGAGUAUUGUCACGUCCUAAGGGCAGGGGGGGAUCUGCUAUUAAUGAAUAAUGCUACAACUUACGGCACUAUGGGGGAAACACGACGAUUUUAGGUAAGAUAGAGUAAAAUAAGGAAAGGUGUUUUUUUUGUCUCGGAUUCACUAGCCAGACUUCAUCAAUAAGACUGAUGAUGGUGAUCCUUAAGCUCCAAAGGCUUGAGUUUUUCGGGCCUCUAAAAAACGGCAUGGAACCCAUCCUAGGGCCGGUCCUCCAUACUUAACCUGGUGAUCGCCAUCGAUCCGUAGGUAAACUGCUGGUGACUUUAUAUCAUUGGAAUUGGUAUAGGACGAACACUGCGGAGACAUUGACAUCAGAUGAGGCUAAUAUCCAUCCACCAUGACCGUUGACGGCCAAAGAGAGAAAACGAUUGGAAUUGGAACUUGAAGUGAUAUAUAGAAAAACUUGAACGCGCGCGAAGACCCGUAGUGACGUAAGAACUCAAACGUCGAAAGAUGUCGCAGUAUGACAUGUACUUUACGGCGAUUAAUUAAAAAAAACAAAACAAAGAAAAACUUAUUAAUAAAAACAUUGUAUAAUUACAACAGCCGUACUUAUGGUAGACGCGUAAAAUAUCAUAAAAUAUAUGACGUUGUGUAAAGUAAUUGCAACUAUUAUAUUCUUUAUAUAAUAAACCUGAAUAUAUACAUAAAAACCAAUGGCUUACACGUGUAUUUAAGUUUAUUAAAUCAUGUUGAUUUAUAUAUACAACAAAUGCAAAAUAUACAUAUAUGUGCAAAUCAAUAUACAUUAUCAAUCAAAUAAGGAUUAUAAUCGAUUAUAAAAGGAUUGUAAUUGUAUAUUAUUUCUGCGUAGUUUGUGUUACUUUUUUUGGACGUUUAAGAAAUCCAAUUUUCCUCAAAUACCUUACAAGGAAUGGUGUUCCGCCUAUGCUUAUCGAAAACCGGAGGGGUACCAUAAGUUUAUGCAUACCGUACGCAAUCAAGAAAGUUGAGGAAUUACCAACGUAAGCUUCUAUUUGUUCAUCUUCUAUAUUGAAUAUAAAGUGAAUGAUAGGUUUUAAAUCUAUACCUCUGAAAUCAAUAUUUUUAUGAUGAAAAACGAUUCAAAUUUUUAAAAGUAUCAAAGCGAAACGAAUUACUUGCAUACAAAAAAAAAAAUGUUGAAUAUAAUUGUAAACACGAACCUAGCUACGGCUGUGUAACAAGCAGCGAGAGAUAUCAGAGAAAUUCCUAUGUGAAAUAUGACAACGGUAAUCCCAUAUUCUUUGGCUAAUAUUUUAAAUUUUUCUCUCUGGGAUAACUCUUGUCGAAUUUCUUUAACCCCUUUUUGGUUAUUAUCAUUCACUAACUUAUUUACUGGUUCGGACGGUCUCGUUGAAUAUCCCAUACUGUAGAUAUAUUUUGGCUCGUAUAUUACUUGGGAAGGCAAAUUCGCUGUUAGACCUGAGUGACAGAUUACAAUUUUCACGGUAUUCUCCACGUUAAUAACGAUACAAUAUAAUGAUACAACAAUUUAACUAUCACAGUUUUCAUUAACUCUUUUGCUAAAAGUUCUGAAAUGACACGGUUAUUAUGCACACGGUUAUUUAAUCUUGUAGCGAAAGAGUUAAUCGGAGCUUUCAAUCAUAUUCACUUAUUAGCAUAUCUACACUGCGAGCUUUUAACCAUAUUCAUUUCAUAAAAAUACAUACAUAUUUUCUUUUUUUCUAAUCCCUACACCAUGUGAGAAAAAUUUUACGUUGCCUCGCGAUAUUCUGAACAUAUGGAAAAUCGUUGAGAAACGAUUUUAUUCCUUGGUGUAUUCUUACUAACCGCUUUUGUCCAAUUUCAAUUGCGGUAGUAAACGAACGGUCCGAUAGUGUGAUUUCUGCAUGUCUUCGGCGAUGUAUUUUCCGUCUCUGGCCCACUGACCGCCCGGCAUGUUCAAAUGCAUCGAUUUCCCAUUGGAGCAGAACGGUUUCGGCACGUUGCUCUGCAUCGUCCCGUUCAGGCUAAUUGCUCCAAAACAGUCGUACGAGUCCACGUGCAUGUCGCUGCAGUUCUCUAGAUUACUCGAACACGUUACUGCCGGCUUUGACAACUGAUUGAAAGAGAACGACGUGCCAUCAUUCUUGCCGUACAGUAGCACCGGUGCGGCAAUGUCUCGUGCCCUCUCAGGUGUGAACCGGCCGGUUUCGUUCGCAAAUAUCUCGGAAACGUUUGUAGGAAGCGGCAGAGCAGGAGGAUCGGGAUAACGGCGGACACUUGUAACGUGGAGAUUUUUCAUGUGGUUUCGAGGUACAGUCGCGUAUCGGGUGCACUGUAUUUCGCCCAAUGGCGAACCUGUUAAAAGAAUUUAAACAAGAGAUUUAGACGCGGCGAAGAAAAUAUAGACAAUAUUCAAAAAUGAUUGAAGCAUUUGUAUUUUUUUUUUUUUUUUUU